This is a messenger RNA of Symbiodinium sp. CCMP2456, 1470 nucleotides long. NCBI's taxonomy places the organism in Eukaryota, Dinophyceae, Suessiales, Symbiodiniaceae. The record is from the annotation of a GenBank genome assembly.
AUGAAUUUGGAGUUGCCGAUCCAACUGCACCGCGGCCAACCACACGAUGCACAGGAAAACGUUUGGACUGUGCCUCCGCAGCUGGCAGAAAGCAGUCUGCAGGGCAUGUCAGUCCAUGCGCACCAGGAGAGCCUUGAGGAGCACGAGGCUGAGGGGCCCGUUUCGUCUUCGGCAACAGGAGGCUCUAGCUUCCUAGAUGUCCCAGAGAUGCCAAAGGACUUGAGUAAGGUGGAGUGCCCAGGUGGGGUGUUGACACUCCGAGGCAGCUAUGAACUGAAGAAGCGGAAGGGAUUCAAGUGUAGCAAAAUCAUUGCGCAUGAUGCUUUCUUGGCAUUGGGCAAGACCUUGACCUUGGACACGCAGAUUGUAGAAUUCACAGGUAGCCUUUCUUUAUGGGCAACUGCAGAAGGCUUUGGCUGCCUCGAGGUGACGGGUACAUUGAUCGUGAACUUCGGAAGCCUUUCCAUCCGCGACUGCAAUAACAAGGGCAAGCCAUCCAUCAAAGGAGGCGCAAUUAAGAGCAAGGCCUUCUGGCAACAGGGUGGCAACACCAGCAUCACGAACUGCAGUGCUGAAGGCACGUUGCAAGGGACGGGAGGGGCCAUUUAUACUCAGACUGGUGGGACCCAUCAUCCGGAACGUUCUGCUCCACCGCCGCUCGCAGGAGCCAACAUAUUCUGUAACGGCUCCACGCGGCAGCAGAUCUCGUGCGACUGCUGGUCCAACAGCGAAUCCGACCGGUGCUUCGUCACCAGCGCACUUUUCAAUCUCGUGCAGAGCCAGUUCACGCCCGGGAUUAUCCGAAAUUUGCUCAGCCAGAGCCCGCUGUCCGCCCAGCCCAUCCUGGGCAACGGAAGUGCGUUCCAAAUCAGCCGCGACUGCUGGUCGAAGGGCCAGCGCGACGGGCGCUACCCGCUCGUGGCGCUGCGUAUCGCGGGCCUGGCGCUGUUCGGCAGCGAAGAAGCUUUCGAGGAGGAGGCAAAGAUGAUGCUGUCUGCAGCAAUCCCCACGCAGCUCGGUCAGACGCUGUUUCCCUACCCGCUUCUUCUCGUCGCCAGCAUGCCGCUCUUGUGGAUCAUGCUGGAUUUGGCCAUCGAGAACAUCCUUUUCAUGAAGCUGGACAUGUGGUGGCUGUUCUGGUUGAUCUCCGGCGUUGGCUGGUGGAUGGGCUCCUUCCCUUUCUUCCUGGCGUCCUUCUUCUACGCCGCGCGCUGCAUGCGGCAGCCACGCGGGUAUCGCAUCCUGGAUUGGCUGGCGAACUUGCUCGUCAUUUCUACCAUCCUCCCUGUCUUCAUCUUCACAUUCGGCGUGGUCGUGAUUCUUGUUUUCUUCACGCCGCUUGCGGAGUGGCAGGUUGCCCUCGUCUCCAGCGCCAUUCACAUCCUGACGGCGGCUCUGGUGUGGAACGCGCAAGCUUUUUGCAGAGGGAGCCGCAAGGGCACGACGAAGUCCGAGCCUUCUGCGGCCGAG